UCAGAUCAAUGAGAUAAUCUUGAAAUGGAAAAGAUGUUGCAAUUUGGAGUGAUAGUUUUUAUAUUUCAGUUUUAUUUUAGACAGUUUUUAAUUUUCGCAGGUAACUUUAUAUCUCGAUUAAUUAAUUUUCCCGGGUAAUUAUCCUUGUAUUUAUCUGUGAUCAUUUUCAUCCUUAGCCUCACACUUAGUGUUAGUGCAGUUUUAUUAGGGGGAGUAGGUAUUGCACACAUGAUUCAAAAGAUUGAAAAUAAAGAGUACAUGGGAUUUGGAGACCUUUGCACGUACAGAAAAUAAACGCUUCCAUUCAUUAAAGCAUACAAGUUUGUGGCUUUCAAACAAUUAUUUGGGGAGUUAUGUGUCUAAGCUUUAUCUGCACCUUUGACUCUUUUGGUGGUCCAAAUUCUGUUCAGAAAACUGAACAAAAGGCAUAAUAGAAAGAAGUACCACCCUGUUGCUGACACCAUCUUCAAUCAGAUGCUAAACUUCAACAGGCUGCACCAUUAUAUGACUGAUCUUGCUGCCAAGCACAAGGCUUACAGGCUGCUCAACCCUUUCAGAUAUGAGGUUUACACCACUGAGCCAACUAAUGUUGAGUAUAUACUCAAAACCAAUUUUGAGAAUUAUGGAAAGGUGCUGGAUUUGGAUCUAAGAGAAAAUAUAUGUUUCGGAAAGUGACCAUCCAGCUCAAGCUUGUGGAGGGUGACUCUGCUGGAACUGGACCAUUUCUAUCAUGGAGUUCCUUUAUAGAACAGGUGGUGAUGGUCCUCUUGUUGCUUUUGGUGCAUCUGAUGGUGUCAUUAGAGUUCUAUCAAUGAUGACAUGGAAGCUUGUGCGAAGGUACACUGGAGGUCAUAAGGGGUCUAUCUCUUGCUUGAUGUCAUUCAUGGCUGCUUCUGGUGAGGCUCUUCUGGUUUCGGGUGCUAGUGAUGGAUUGCUCAUAAUUUGGAGUGCUGACCACGGACAGGAUUCACGUGAACUUGUACCCAAGCUGAGUUUAAAAGCACAUGAUGGAGGGGUUGUGGCAGUUGAGUUGUCAAAGGUGAUGGGAGGUGCUCCUCAGCUAAUCACAAUUGGUGCUGAUAAGACAUUAGCCAUAUGGGACACCGUCUCCUUUAAGGUGUAUUGUAUGGUUGCACAUACUUUGCAGCCGCAUCUUGUAGCUGUUGGAACCAACAUUGGUGUUAUUAUCUGUGAGUUUGAUGCUAGAUCUCUUCCACCUGUUGCUCCUCUACCAACCCCAUCAGACAGUAAAAAGCAUUCUGCCAUAUUUGUAAUUGAAAGGGAAUUAAAGCUAUUAAAUUUUCGGUUAAACAAUUCUGCAAAUCCAUCUCUUGGAAAUAACAGCUCCUUGUCAGAAACAGGAAGACCCAAGGGAGAUUUUUUUGAACCAUUACCUAUCAAGCAGGGGAAGAAGCACAUAAGUACUCCUGUUCCACAUGAUUCGCAUUCAGUUCUUUCUGUCAGCAGUUCAGGAAAGUAUCUAGCAAUUGUUUGGCCAGAUAUUCCUUAUUUCUCUGUCUACAAGGUUAGUGAUUGGUCAAUUGUUGACUCUGGAAGUGCAAGACUUCUCGCUUGGGAUACUUGUCGUGACAGAUUUGCUAUAUUGGAAUUAGCAUUACCGCCUAGAAUUCCUAUAGUUCCCAAGGGUAGUUCAUCAAAAAGAGCGAAAGAAGCUGUUGCGGCACAAGUAGCAGCCGCAGCUACUGCUGCUGCUUCCACAACUUCCUAUACAUUUUUUGGCUUUGUCACUAGUGGACUCUUUUAGUAUUUAAUUAUGAUAAAUUUUGUUUAGCUGGGUUAUUUACUUGUGAGCAUUCUUUAACACUGUUUAAUUGCCUAAAAGGAUUAUAAAACUGUAUUAUGUAUACACAUAGUUAAUAGUAAUAGAGUUUCCAAUUUUUUGACA
Molecule: messenger RNA, 1906 nt
Organism: Glycine soja
Lineage: Eukaryota; Viridiplantae; Streptophyta; Magnoliopsida; Fabales; Fabaceae
Exons: 11
Coding region: 731-1765 (344 amino acids)
Molecular function (GO): protein binding
Source: RefSeq, a predicted model, not a curated record